Molecule: messenger RNA, 1890 nt
Organism: Brachypodium distachyon (stiff brome)
Lineage: Eukaryota; Viridiplantae; Streptophyta; Magnoliopsida; Poales; Poaceae
Product: protein AAR2 homolog
Exons: 14
Coding region: 256-1461 (401 amino acids)
Biological process (GO): spliceosomal tri-snRNP complex assembly
Source: RefSeq, a predicted model, not a curated record
CCAACAACAGAAGCGCCUAGACUCCUUCAGGCGGCGGCUCAUUUCUGCAUCCUGCCUCCUCUCAGCCCGGCGGUGGCCUCCCGCUUUUCUUCCUCAUCGGUCCUCCUCCUUGCGAGCAGCUUCCUCCGUGGCUCAGCGACGAGCUGGCGAGACUUUUCCGGACUUGGACGCCCGGUUCGACGAGGGCCCCCUCCCCGGCCGCCGCCGUCUCCGCCCUGCCUCCCAGCGAAGGGAUACGGGGUGAGUGCGAUUAGCAUGGGGAGCAGGAGCGGAGGCGCGGCGGCCCGGAUGGACCCCGAGGCGGCGACGGAGCUUGUCCGGAAGGGCGGCACCCUCCUCCUCCUCGACGUGCCCCAGCACACCGUCUUCGGCAUCGACACGCAGGUGUUCUCGGUCGGGCCCAAGUUCAAAGGGAUCAAAAUGGUGCCUCCAGGCCCGCAUUUCGUCUACUACUGCUCCCCCAGCAGGCAUGGGAAUGAGUUCGCACCUACAGUUGGAUUCUUUCUUACUACCCACACAUCUGAGGUGAUCGUUCGAAAAUGGCAUGCACAAGAGGAGAGAUUAGUGACACUAUCAGAAGAGGAGGAAAUCAGAUACUCUGAAGCAGUAAAACGUUUCGAGUUUGAUGAUCAGCUUGGACCAUACAAUUUGGAUUCUUUUGGAGAUUGGAAACAACUUUCAAGCUACUUGUCGCCAAGUGUCAUUGAACGCAUUGAGCCAAUUGGAGGAGAAAUUACAAUUGCAUAUGAGACAUCAUGGAUGGAUAGAGCUCCCCAAACAGAUAUGGAGAAACGAUUGAUGGAACAACUCAGAGAAGACAAGUUUGCACAGAAUGUGUCCAUGCAGUCUGAGCGGAGAGGAUGCUACUACACGACUAUCCCUGCUUCGGUUAAGCACAAGGACAUCUCUGCAGAUGAGCUGACAUUGAUGAAUUUGGACAGAACGAGCUUGCUGGAGAGUGUUUUGGCGAAAAGUUACCAAGGCCAAGAAGAUUUACUCUUGGGGGAGCUGCAGUUUUCUUUCAUCACAUUUAUGAUGGGGCAGUCAUUGGAGGCAUUUAUGCAAUGGAAAGCAUUAAUCAGUCUUCUUUUAAGCUGUAGUGAAGCUCCCCUUCACACAAGGACAAACAUGUUUGUAAAGUUUAUUAGGGUUAUUUACUAUCAAUUCAAGCAUGGCUUUCUACGUACACAUGAGUCCAGAAGUAUUGAGGACAAGGGCAACUCUUUGUUUCUGGAUGAAGCAUGGUUUUCAAGAGACAUAUUUCUGUACCGUCUUUCCAAGGAUUUCUUGUCAGUAAUACUUGAAGCUCCAGUUGUGGAUGGAGACCUUCUGUCACGGGCUAGAGAACUAAAAACGCUUCUAGAGACCACAUUCGGAUGGGAUCUUGAGAACAAUGCAGCAAACCUUAUCGAUGAAGAUGAUGAGUUUGCUCCUGUGGUUGUUGAAAUGGAUGGGUCGUAACGUACCGUGGGCACGGUAAAGAAUUUUUCGAGGUUAUGACAAGACACAGGAUGUUUGCAGCUGCUCACAAAGGUUUACUACUGCUUCAGUAGGAUGCCAUGCCAAGGAAGGACACGUUUACCCUUACCAGCUGGCUACUUGUUUGAAGAUGGAUAAGUAGGAUGAUAUCUCAAGAUGGAUACUUGCUUUACAUUAUUCUACUUGCUCAAAUGUUGGUUGUAAAAUAUAAAAAGAGCUCAGGCCUCCAGCCUCCUUGCUGUAUCGUUAAAAGGAUGUCUCGUUACUCGGUAGGAACACUAUGUAUUUGAGCCUUGCGUUCGACACUGAUUAUAACUACGAAACGAUGACUAGCUAGCCUUAAUCUACUCUGAGAUUUGUGAAUAUAAAACAAUCUUCUAUGAAAUUUGUGAAUCCAGUGCACUUGUGACU